AUGGCAGAAUUAAAUGUUAUUAAUGAAUUUCAACAUGAUUAUCGUCGAGAACAAGCAAUUUGGUGGUAUACACGUGAGUGUUUUAUCUAUCAAAUGCUCAAUCGAGCACUUCGAACAUUGGAUGCCGGUACAAUUAUUAAUAUGGGAUUUCUUAUUCGUGAUCUUCAUCAGCAACUGCAUCAACUACAUGAACAACAACUCCCAAAUUAUCAUGGUAAGCCUUUUAUAGUUUACCGAGGACAAGGUUUGUUGAAAACUGAUUUCGACAAACUCAGAAAAACAAAAGGUGGUCUACUGUCUUUUAACAACUUUUUAUCCACAAGUAUGAGAAAAGAUGUUUCUCUCCAGUUCGCCGAGAGUGUCUUAGAAAAUAUAGAUAUGGUUGGAAUACUUUUUAUAAUGACUAUUGAUCCUCGUGUCUCAUCAAGACCAUUCGCCUCUAUUAAGGAGGUUAGUUAUCACAAGAUAGAAGAAGAAAUUCUCUUCUCCAUGCACACGGUGUUUGAAAUAGGUACAAUUACACAAAUGGGCAAAAAUAAUCAACUUUAUCAAGUAGAACUUCAACUAACUGCUGAUGAUGAUGAACAACUUCGACAACUGACUGAAUAUAUGAGCAAAGAAGUUGUAGGUGGUACAGGAUGGAAUCGACUAAGUAUGUUAUUAGUCAAAACCGGUCAUUUCGAUAAGGCUGAAGAACUAUAUAAAGUACUACUUGAACAACCAUCGAGCGAGAGCGACAAAGCAACUUAUUACAACGAUCUUGGAUCUGUCAGAAAUGAUCAAGGCAAUUACAAACAGGCUAUUAAAUAUUACGAAAAAGCACUUGAAAUUCAAGGAAAAACUCUUUCUGCAAAUCAUCCUGAUUUGGCUACUUCUUACAACAACAUUGGUACUGUGUAUUAUAACAUGGGAGAAUACUCAAAAGCACUCCCAUUUCACGAAAAUGCACUUGGAAUCUGGAAAAAAGCUCUUCCUGAAUAUCAUCCUUUGCUAGCUAUUUCCUACAAUAAUAUUGGUAUGGUGUAUAAAUAUAUGGGGAAGUUCUCGAAAGCACUUUCAGUUUACGAAAAAGCACUUGAAAUCUAUGAAUAUCAUUCUACAAAUCAUCCUUCAUUAGCUACCUCCUACCAUAAUAUUGGUUCGGUGCGUAAGAAGAUGGAAGAGUACUCAGGAGCACUUUCAUUUUACGAAAAAGCACUUCGAAUCUGGGAAAAAACUCUUCCUGCAAAUCAUCCUUCAUUAGCUACUUCCUACCACAACAUCGGUACUAUGUAUUAUAACACGGAAGAGUACUCAGAAGCACUUCCAUUUUACGACAAAACACGUAAAAUCUUUGAAAAAACUCUUCCCGCAAAUCAUCCUGACUUGGAAACUCCAUACAAAAACAUGGGUAUGGUGUAUACUGUGAAGAAAGAUUACUCUACAGCACUUUUAUAUUACGCAAAAGCACUUGAAAUUGAAGAAAAAAUUCUUCCUGAAAUUCAUCCUGGCUUGGCUACUUCAUACAAAAACAUGGGUAUGGUGUGUAAUGAGAUGAAAGACUACUCUACAGCACUUUCAUUUUACGCAAAAGCACUUGAAAUUGAAAAAAUAACUCUUCCUGUAAAUCAUCCUUCGUUAGCUACUUCCUAUAACAACAUCGCUUAUGUCUAUAAAAACAUGAAAGAAUAUUCCAAAGCACGCUCAUAUUUUGAACGCGCUCUUGACAUUCUCAAAGUUUCAUUACCACUAAAUCAUCCUCAUCUUGAAAGUGAGAAACAAAACAUUGAAAUUGUAAAAGAAGAAUUAUAA
Messenger RNA from Adineta steineri, 1791 nucleotides. The record is from the annotation of a GenBank genome assembly. NCBI's taxonomy places the organism in Eukaryota, Metazoa, Rotifera, Eurotatoria, Adinetida, Adinetidae.